This is a messenger RNA of Phyllopteryx taeniolatus (common seadragon), 985 nucleotides long. RefSeq lists its product as uncharacterized. The record is from RefSeq and is a predicted model, not a curated record. The transcript is spliced from 6 exons. NCBI's taxonomy places the organism in Eukaryota, Metazoa, Chordata, Actinopteri, Syngnathiformes, Syngnathidae. The coding region runs from base 157 to 687 and encodes 176 amino acids.
CCAAGAGCCACCGAGGACGAUCGUGUAGGCAGGUGUCGGCCAAGUGAGGAAGUGACAAGUGUCACCUCUUUGACACGUCUUCUCGCCGAGAAUUCUACUUAAGAAAGGCGCUUGUUGGAGAGACAAGCACAUUUUGACAUUCACGGUGAGUGCAGCAUGGCUUGUGCAGAUGUUAAAAUGGACAUCCAAGAAGAUGACCAAGGCCAGUGCCAAGACGCUCAGAAAUGGCCUCGGAUGGUUCGAUACCAGGCCACAAAGUUCGGCGAGGACCAGAAGGGCACCUUGACUUCUGUGCUGGGGUCCCUGCAGGUUGUCAGUGGACUACUCAGCGUUGGAAUUGGUCUUACAUUUGCUGUAAGCCUGGUGAUGAAUCAGUUCCUAGUCACGCUGUUCAGAGUUUCUCACGUGACCGGGACCCUUUUCAUAAUUGCAGGAGUUGUUUCCAGCAUGCUGCUGAGAUAUCCAGUAUUACUAACUGUGUCGCUUACAAUAAACAGAGCCUGUAUCUUUGUGGGAUUAGUUGCUGUUGGCUUGAUAAGCACUGACCUGAUGCAAUGGGAUCAAAAAUAUGAACAAUAUUUCAAGAUGGAGGUGCUGGAACUUUUGAUGUUGGGACUUCAGCUUUUGCUCACUGUAAUUCUCUGCCUGUGGAUCUCCAAAGAGAAACAUGCCCAGUUGAAUAAUUAAACCUAUUUGCAAACAAAUAUUUGAAUUUUGAGGACAGCUUAAAGACUCACCCCCCCCAUGUCAACCUUUAGGGGAGUAAAAAAAACAAAACAAAAAAAACCAAACAAAGUUGUGGUUAAUGUGUGCCUUCAAAGGAAAAAGAGCGCCUCCCCCACACCUCUUUGUGAAGCGCUAUGUUGUGGUUACCAUAGUGCUUUCUGUGUAUCUGCUGGCUUUUCACAAUAUUACAGACCAUUUUGCAACAACUCUCAACUAUAAGUGGAAAUAACAAAUACAAUGACUUUUUUUAUUGUUUUUU